Molecule: messenger RNA, 369 nt
Organism: Exophiala bonariae
Lineage: Eukaryota; Fungi; Ascomycota; Eurotiomycetes; Chaetothyriales; Herpotrichiellaceae
Exons: 2
Coding region: 1-369 (122 amino acids)
Source: RefSeq, a predicted model, not a curated record
AUGCAACCUGCUCUGCACGGCUUCGGCGGCAUGGUUCUCAACAUGAGCCGGGCGUCCGAGGAAGCUAUCACUACGAGAGGAAAAGCUCUCCUCAAAUCCGCAAUGGGAAAGAUCCAACUAUCGGUCCCAGAGUUCAUCGAACCGCACCGCAUUACAGUUCUAGGGAAUAGGGCGCUGACGGACGAAAUACUCGUCCUCCGCUCCAUGCCCAAGAAUACCGAGGCAGUUGCCGCCGAAAACGUGGCCAUGAAGAUCGUCGCGGUCUUCGAGUACAAGGCCGGUAAGGCCAGCUCCUGGGGGCUCGUGUGUAGUGGGUAUACAUCGUUCGAAAAGUUUCCUAAAUACUGGCAGGACAGCAUCCGCGUGUAG